AUGAAGAAAAACGGGAAGGAUAAUGAUUUCACUAAAGACCUAUGGAAUGAUUGCAAUGCUCUUCAUAAUGUGAUAUUUCAUCAAGCGUCGUACACCAUGAUAUCAGAUUGGUUUUUAAACAGCAAGAAAAAUGAGUUUGUGGAUAUUGCAAAAAAUUACUUCAAUUCAGAGAAUGAGAAUUUAAGGGUGAAAUCUACAAAACAGAAAAAACGAAAGAACCAGCCAAAAAAGACACUUUCGAAGCGUAAGCACCAAAAAAUUACUAAAGAAGGAAGAAAUUAG
Messenger RNA from Ascoidea rubescens DSM 1968, 282 nucleotides. RefSeq lists its product as uncharacterized. Bases 1 to 282 code for a protein of 93 amino acids. The transcript has a single exon. The record is from RefSeq and is a predicted model, not a curated record. NCBI's taxonomy places the organism in Eukaryota, Fungi, Ascomycota, Saccharomycetes, Ascoideales, Ascoideaceae.